AUGCUUGCCCAAGUCACACCCAUCGCUCUUGCAGAUGUGGGCUGGAGUGUUGGUACUUUGAUACAUAAAGGAGCUUUUAAUCCUGACGUGUCACAUAAUUCCUCCAUCGUGGCUCCUCCUCCUCCACGUGCUAUCUUUGGGUCCGGCAUAUCCAGACGAAUCAGUACAAACACGCCUGGUAGCCGACCACGAAACGCCUUCUCACUUUUCCGUUAUCUGUUCCCAAACACAACCAGACGUGCUCGUGAACGCUUCCUUGGCUUUCGGCACGAAACCCUCCCGUACCUUCGACAUAGUGCACAGUCCCGUAUAUAUCAGGCGAUCUUGCGACGAGAGCGAAGGAAACGUGAACGACGGGCUCAAGGGAAGGGCUUCUUGCCCUUCAUCCGAAGACGCAAGAGCCGCAUAUUGCGGGCAAUUUAUGGGAAGAACGUGGACCAAUAUGCUGCUGGUGUUUCCUCGGGUUUUUCGGCUAGGAGAUUACAUGCUGCUUCAAGCCCACAAUCAUCAAUAAAACCUCCCGGACAGAUGACGAGUUAUGGAUAUGGAAGUGGAGGAGGAGAUGGGGGACAAAGAAUUCCUGGGUCUAGGAGAGAAAAGGUUCGUGGGUUCUUGCGUGCAGCCAACGAAGUCAGGCAGUCAUACCAGGCACAGAUAGAACAACGUCUUCAAGCCAGCGACGAGGGGUCCAUACCGGGAGAUUUCCCUGAUGUCGAGAUUGUUAGGAGCGGAAGAGAGGAAAUGCUCCUCUUCCCAAGCUAUGCAAGGCGUCAUAUAAAGCGGAAAUCUGAACAGGAUGGUUCUGCCCGGCAUCUUCCAGGAACUCAUGAGUCUGUCGAAAGCCCCCAUUCCAGUGGCGAUGCAGAUUUUUGGAAGAGAGAAUGGGAAAAGUAUGAGGAUGUCAAUGCGAUUGUCGAUGUCGAUGUUCGUGGCUGGGUGUACUCGCCACAUACAGGGCCGAUGAAUAGGAAGAAUCGGCUUCUUGUCGCCGUGGCGAGGAGGUUAAGCGGCGUUUAUACACCAGCCCCUAGUCCCCAUGGGAGUAGGUCCUCCAGUCUGGCACCUUCGAAUCGAGAACGACUCGAGGAUACGCCCAGCCGACAUGAGGAUGAAGUCGCUGCACAAGAAGCUGAAAAGAUUGAGCAGCAUGGUCAAAGAGAAGCCGCUGCUGCCGCCACAGGAAAGUAUAGUCAACCAUCCGCAAGUGCGAGAAAUGGUCAGUUAAAUUCUCCAGCGAGAUCAAGCACAUUCCGUGGAAACGAAAGUGAGGAUGAGGAUCCAGGGCACAGAUCAAUGGUGAAGCGGCAAUCUUGGAAUGAGCCGGCAGAUAUGAGUAGAGAACAGCUCAUUACCGCCAACGAGCUGCUCAUGUCAAGGCUAAAGCCUUUCAUGAAUUUGCCCAUGGCGUUGACUCCAAUCACUGUUUUCUUUUUCAACGAACAGAAGUCCAUAUCGAAAACCGUCACUACCGAUGAAUCAGGCCAUUUCAACCUCCGAGCUGCACUUGACUUCAUUCCUUCUCAGGUGAGAGUCCUUGCUUCGGAGAAUCUAUCCGCUACCGAGGAUGUGAUAAUUACGGAGGGACGAGGUGUGAGUAUGAUUAGCGACAUUGAUGAUACGAUAAAACACUCUGCUAUUGCCAGCGGUGCGAGAGAGAUCUUCAAGAACACUUUUAUCCGGGACUUGGGUGACUUGACAAUCAAAGGUGUUAAGGAGUGGUACACGAAAAUGUCCAGCCUCGGAGUACAGAUGCAUUACGUAUCGAACUCCCCGUGGCAAUUAUAUCCCGUUCUUCGCAGCUAUUUCUCCCUCGCAGGCCUUCCACCUGGCUCUUUCCACCUCAAGCAGUAUUCUGGCAUGUUACAAGGAAUAUUCGAGCCUGCUGCUGAGCGAAAGCGUGGCUCACUAGAUCGAAUCAUGAGUGAUUUCCCCGACCGGAAGUUCAUAUUGGUUGGUGAUAGUGGCGAAGCAGACUUGGAGGUAUACACUGAUGUUGUACUUGACAAUCCUGGCAGGGUGCUAGGCGUGUUCAUCAGAGACGUAACAACGCCAAUCAAGAAGCGAUUUUUCGAUCAGUCUGUUUCAAACUCGCUUCCGGACUCUCACAUCGCGUCAACAGAUGGGCACCAAUUAUCCCGCUUUGCUCAGCAACGCAGUUUUCACUCAUCAGAGCGAAGACCUUCGUUGCCAGCACGACCAAAAUCUGAUCCCGAAUUGAACGCCAAAAGUGCCGAAGUGCAAGAAGACCUGAUCGACUUCAGCGAUGAUCUUGAUAUCCCUACGUCACAAAGUCAUGACAGCAAAUCAUCUCAUGCAGACGACCUGCGGCAACUCGGUAAAGGCCCAGCUCCGAACAAACCAAGUAAACCGUCAAGCUUGAGGAGUUUCACCUCAGCGACGCCACUGUCAGUCCAUUCACCAAACAAUAAUGACUUGAUGUCAACUUCGGAUGUCGAAAGUCAAGACUCGUUGACCAAGAGAAAAGCUCCACCACCACCAAAGCCUCGUCGGGCGUCAAAAGACGUCGGACCGACCGCAAGUAUCGACAAUACAAGGCAAUCAGCUCCCCCUCCGCUGUCACGCUCCCCAUUCUCAUCUGCACUCCAGAACCAAGGCUCUCAAACCGCAAGGUCCCGGGAGGAACACCAUGAACCAAAUUUAUCCCGUCAUCAGAGCUCCGCGUCUGUCCGGUCAAACCGUGGACCUCCUCCGCCUACCCCAAUAUCUAGGACGAACACUUCAGCCAGCACUGCCUCUACUGCCACAUACUCUUCUCGUAAUACUAAUGCUGAGACACAGGAAGGCUAUGUCUCUGCCGCCCGCCGCCAAAUCGCGUCAGCGUACAAUGCCCUCCCGGCCAUACGGAGCACCACUGGUGGUGCCUCUGACCAGACAGGUAUAGGUGCAUCACCAGAGACGCGUCCGGGCCCACCAAUGCCCCCACGUCGCGGCAUAUCAUCCUACCCAGUGGCAGCGGCCGCAGCAGCAGGCCGCUGGGCAACGGGAGCAUCUGGUGGCGAUCCAGCUGCAGGAGGUGAUGCCGGUGGUGCCCCUGGAGCUCCUUAUGACAAAAAACUUGAGCUCUGGCAACGCCGUUGGCAGCAUGCUGAAGAAAUCAUGGGUCAAAGAGGUGUUGUCUUGAGAUCUUGGAGGGUCGGUUCUGAUGUCAUGGAUGAAGCUGUCAACUUGGCAUGGAGCGAACUGGAGAGACAGGAUUGA
Molecule: messenger RNA, 3219 nt
Organism: Exophiala bonariae
Lineage: Eukaryota; Fungi; Ascomycota; Eurotiomycetes; Chaetothyriales; Herpotrichiellaceae
Exons: 3
Coding region: 1-3219 (1072 amino acids)
Cellular component (GO): actin cortical patch
Molecular function (GO): phosphatidate phosphatase activity
Source: RefSeq, a predicted model, not a curated record